CUACUUUUUUUAAGUCUUCACAGGACUUGUCUCUUUUCCUCCGCUUCUCUCUUUUUUCCUCCCCAAGCAAACCCCCCAUUACAAAGCCAAAAUACACAGAGAGAAAGAGAAAAACCCAUCUCUCUUCUUCUCCUUGAGCGCCAUGGGUUCUCACAUCUGUGGCGUCUCCAAGCUCUUCUUCUUAUUAUUAUUUCUUUCUGUUUCCACAUCCCAUGCCGCAUUGCCUCAAAACCCUGUUUCUAAAUCUUCUUCUUCUUCGAGCUCCGGCCAAAUAAACUCCAACUCGGUCCUCGUGGCACUCCUCGACUCGCAUUACACCGAGCUGGCCGAGCUCGUGGAGAAGGCCCUUCUUUUGCAGACUCUCGAGGAGGCGGUUGGGAAGUACAACGUCACCAUCUUCGCGCCCAGAAAUGAGGCUCUGGAGCGGGGGCUCGACCCGGAGUUCAAGCGCUUCUUGCUCGAGCCCGGUAACCUCAGGUCCCUCCAGACCCUCUUGAUGUUCCACAUUGUUCCCAGGCGAAUCGGGUCGGACCAGUGGCCCGGUGAGCCUUCCGGGCCGGUUCGGCAACGGACACUCUGGAACGAACACGUGCAUUUGAGAAGCCACGGCUCGGGGAAGAGAAUCGUCGACUCGGCCGAGAUUGUUCGCCCUGACGACGUCGUUCGCCCCGACGGCGUUAUCCACGGGAUCGAGCGGCUCCUGGUUCCCCGUUCUGUACAGGAGGAUUUCAACCAGAGAAGGAGUCUACGGUCGAUUUCGGCCGUCUUACCGGAGGGCGCACCCGAGGUGGACCCCAGGACUAACAGGUUGAAGAAACCGGCAGCACCGGUACCGGCCGGCUCUCCCCCGGUUCUGCCGAUAUACGACGCUUUGGCGCCGGGUCCGUCCUUGGCUCCGGCUCCGGCGCCGGGACCGGGAGGUCCCCGCCAUCACUUCAACGGCAUGCGCCAGGUCAAGGACUUCAUACACACCCUUUUACACUACGGUGGGUACAACGAGAUGGCCGAUAUUUUGGUCAAUCUAACCUCGCUAGCCACCGAAAUGGGACGUUUGGUAUCGGAAGGGUACGUGUUGACCGUCUUGGCCCCCAACGACGAGGCGAUGGCUAAGCUGACCACGGACCAGUUGAGUGAGCCCGGCGCACCGGAGCAGAUAAUAUACUACCAUAUAAUACCGGAGUACCAGACCGAGGAGAGCAUGUACAAUGCUGUUCGGCGGUUCGGGAAGAUCCGGUACGAUACUCUGCAAUUGCCGCACAAGGUUGUGGCUCAGGAGGCUGAUGGGUCUGUGAAAUUCGGUCAAGGAGAUGGGUCUGCUUAUCUGUUCGACCCCGAUAUAUACACGGACGGGAGAAUUUCGGUGCAAGGGAUUGAUGGGGUUUUGUUCCCAUCGGAGGAGGAGACGAAUACACAGAAAAAAACAGCUCCGGUUGUUAAGGUUGUUACCAAACCCAGAAGAGGGAAGUUGCUGGAGGUAGGAUGUAGGAUGCUUGGAGCCAUUGGACAGGAUUCUCACUUCUCUACUUGUCAAUGAAAAUAGGCCCUCAAAACAACCCACAAGUAAAAACGAAUUCAUGUAAACAAUCAAUAAAUGUUGUAUGAUACAAUGGAUGCAUAAUAGAUAAUCGGAGGGGAGGGAGCAUUGGAAAACCCACAGAACAGAAGGGGGGGGGGAAUUAAGUUCACUGUUUUUUGGUCACAGAUACUGUAAUUACAUGUCAUUUUUUUUUUUGUUUUUUGUUUUUUUGGAAUUAUUUUUAUGUUUGGUUCGCUGUCACAGUAUUAUGCAUAAACAAACUUACUUGGAAGAUUUAUCAGUGGUUUUUUGGUUGUU
Alnus glutinosa is the source of this 1834-nucleotide messenger RNA. RefSeq names its product fasciclin-like arabinogalactan protein 17. The transcript is spliced from 3 exons. Lineage: Eukaryota; Viridiplantae; Streptophyta; Magnoliopsida; Fagales; Betulaceae. The record is from RefSeq and is a predicted model, not a curated record. The coding region runs from base 143 to 1534 and encodes 463 amino acids.